Dreissena polymorpha is the source of this 1957-nucleotide messenger RNA. Its product is annotated as mediator of RNA polymerase II transcription subunit 10-like. NCBI's taxonomy places the organism in Eukaryota, Metazoa, Mollusca, Bivalvia, Myida, Dreissenidae. The transcript has 3 exons. Bases 60 to 335 code for a protein of 91 amino acids. The record is from RefSeq and is a predicted model, not a curated record. Gene Ontology annotation, biological process: positive regulation of transcription by RNA polymerase II. Gene Ontology annotation, cellular component: chromatin; mediator complex. Gene Ontology annotation, molecular function: transcription coregulator activity.
AAGGGAUUCUUAAAUUUCACUAAUUACCUUAUAUUUUGUGUUGUUAUUCUUGACAAACAAUGGUUCAAGGAAUGCAGGAAAUUGACAAAUUAAAGACUCACAUGCAAGACAUCCAUGUUCCAUUGGACGUGUUUGAGUAUAUAGAUCAAGGCAAAAACCCAAAUUUGUACACUAAACAUUGUUUGGAGAAAGCUCUGGGCAAAAAUGAACAGAUAAAAGGGAAAAUAGAUGCUUUUAAGAGGUUUAAAGCCAUGCUGAUACUGGAACUGACCGAUGUGUUCCCAAAGGAGAUGGCAAACUACAGAGCUUUGAGAGGCGAUGACAGACCAACGUGAGGGACUGCACAUGUGUGUGAAUCUAUGACUAUGUACUCUGUGGACAUGUAUCAGCGGAUAGUUCCUCACAGACAGGCUGUUUGUUUAGGGUGGAAUUGUGUUGGCUAUGCUGGUGUAAUUUUUGUAGUGUGGAGAAACAUGUGCUGCAUGUAUGCAUAUUGCCUACACGAGAACUUAAACAUGUGAAUUUAUUUCUUUAUGUCCCCCCCCCCUCCCCCUCAUAGAAUGUGGCAUACAAUUAAGUAGUCACACUGUCCAGAUGUCCUUAUGUACGUUGGUAUAUUCCGGUCUUAGCCAUAAUUUUGCCAUACAUUGAUUGAUUUUUAUGAUAACGUGGCCCAAAUGAAAAGUAUUCUCAUACAAUGUCUCAUGUGUAAACCAAUCUCCCUACCUCAAAAGUCAAGGGCACACUUUGAGGUAUAAAGUCAAUUUUGGAAAUAAAAAAGCUUGACAAUUUCUGUCUCAGCCAUAACUUUGGCAUAUAUUGAUGGAUUGAAAAUAACCUGGCACAAUUGUAAACCAUCAUAAGAGGACAUGUCUUGUGUAACACCUAUCUCCGUAGCUCAAAGGUCAAGGUCACACUUAGAGGUCAAAAGUCAAAUUUGGCCAUUAAACAGCUUGUGUGGAUUUUUACUUAGUCAUUCAUCUUGCAAUUUAAUAUAAUUUACCACAAAUGAACACAAUCGGGACACUUUUUGUCGUUGGUUUUAUUUGAUUAUUGAUAAUGAUUAGAGUGUGCUUCUUUGAAACAUGCAGUUUCAUUUUGGAAAAUAUAUUGUGUGUACCAUAAAUUAGUGUUGAAAGUAUCAGUACAGUGUAACUACAGCAAUGAAAUAUUCAUAUUAAUAAUAUUCAGUUAACUUGAGAUAACAAGGGAAUAUUUUCACGUGGUUUAAAGCAGCAACAAAUCCCUUUAUUGAAUACUUAUAGAUUAUCUACCACCAAUUGAAGAUUUUGAUGGAUAUUGAAAAUGAGAGUGCUGACCCAGUGCUUGACACUUUCAGGGGUCAAAAUGCUGAAAUCAAUAUUUUGUGUGUGUUUAUAUAUGAUGAAUACACAGAAUAUGUUGUUUUGUGUUAAUGUAAUACUAUAUGCAACCAUAGCAAAUUUAGGAUAUACAAUAUAUAACAGUUCUAGGCAAAUUUUCAUAAAAAUGAUGCAAGGCAGAAUAUUUGAAGGAGUCAAGAGUGAGAAAGGAGCAAAAUGCUUGCCUCAAAUAGCAGAAUUUGAAGGGGUCAAGAGUGAGAAAGGAGCAAAAUGCUUGCCUCAAAUAGCAGGAUUUGAAGGAGUCAAAAGUGAGAAAGUAGCAAAUGCUUGCCUCAAAUAGCAGGAUUUUGCUUCAAUUGAAACUCUGCAAUUUAAUGAGAAUUCAACAUUCAAACCCGAGGACCCAUAUUUUCUGUAUGAUAGCUUUUCUAGCUUUUUCUGUUUCUAUAUCACUUGAGUUGCUGGACUCUUUUUAAAUAUCAAAACAAACCCUCAGCAAGCUUUGCAAAUUAUCAUACAUCUGCGAUAAACAUUGUUUACUUUACAUUACCUAACCUAGUUUGUAAUUAGUUUUGUUUAUUGUACAAAUGAUAUUACUUGUUCCAGGUAUGGUCAUAAACUUAAUUGUGUUAAAA